Zootoca vivipara (common lizard) is the source of this 2172-nucleotide messenger RNA. RefSeq names its product glutamate rich 2 (gene ERICH2). The record is from RefSeq and is a predicted model, not a curated record. Lineage: Eukaryota; Metazoa; Chordata; Lepidosauria; Squamata; Lacertidae.
GGCCUGCCUGUGGCCUGUGGGCGCUCUGUCGGCGCUGGGAGUGGAGCGUCCUUUGCGUUGCCCCAGUCAGUUGAAUGAGCCCAGGUAGCUCGGCCGCGCCAUGAACAGGUUUAAUAUUGUCUUGGGCCAGGGGAUACCCAGGCCGACAGCCCCCAAGGUUUCUGGAAUGAUGGAAGUCAUUGCUCCUGAAGAUGGAUUUGUCCUAGAAACACGUUUGCCUUUGCCAAGGCUUAGUGGCUUAGGAAGGACUGAUUUAAUGAAGGAACAGAAGACUAGACAAAAUGGAAGGUUGCAUGUGUUUGGUCCUAAAGAAGAAGUAGUCCUUGAACCUGUUAAAAGAAUUCCACGCAUGGGAUGUGGAAAUGAAUCUAUAAGCAGACCUUACACUCCAUCAAAGCAGAUCUUGUUACGUGCAGCUAAAUCCGUAGAAAAGGGGAAUAAUUUAAAAAGAAUUGCAAGAAAUAAAAAUCCAAAGAUGAGUGUAAGAUUGCCUGACCGCAUAGAAGAAGAGACAGAAAUUCAUAAUGAUCAACAAUUAGAAACUGAUUUACAGAGGCUGAAUCAUGAAACUAAGAUAACUGAGGUGAAGACAGAAUUGGAAGUCAAUGAUGAAAACAUGAAAAAUUCCACAAUUGUUGAAAAGCUACCCAGUGGUGAGGUCAGUACUGAGAAGCCAAGGGAAGAUGUGGCUAAAGAAAAUGCUGACAAGAAGACACCAGAGAGUUCAGAGGACGAAAAUAAUGAACAAAGUGACUAUGAAGUUGAAAAGAGAAUUGCACCGCUACAGUUAAUGGGAGAGUUUCUGAAGGCAAUAAUGGAGCAGAAAUACAGCCUUGCAAAAAAGCUUUGUCAGAUGAUUCUAAUAUAUGAACCAGAAAACCCUGAGGCCCUGCAGUUUCUUCCACUUAUUGAGAAAAAACUAGUAUUAGAAAGCGAACGUGCUGCUAGAGAAGAUGAAGAAACCGGUGAAGGGAGCAGUGAAGAGGAUAGCAAUACAGAUAAAAGUGACACUGAAAGUGAAUCAAGUUCUGGAGAUUCUGAUAAAGAUGCUUAGAAAUUUGAAGAGACCAUGAAUACGUGUGUUCUUAAUUAUCUUUUCUUUGAAAUGCACAUAUUAAAAUGAGCUGGAUUAAUUAGAAGAAUCCUACCCCCAAAAUAUGUUUUUUUUAUGCUUAACCUUGCUUUCAGUGCUCCCCUGUUGCCAUCAAGCUGUUAUUGUUACUGCCAUAAGCAACUCCUGAAAGUUUUGUCGCUGAUCAGCAAUUUGUGAGGUGAAAAGCUCCAGGGGCUAACAUAAAAAGUGUUCCGUUCUGUUGAUUCUAGUAGCCCAAGCUUCAGGGCUAGCCGAGCACACCUCUUCCUGGCACAAGACUAGCACAGUGUGUUGGCAUACAGGACCAGGGGUUUAUUGGUGUUGAAAGUACUGUAUUCAUGCAGCUCUAUUGUACCAUCAAAUCUAGUGUGCACGUCAAUUUUCAAAACCUUGAAACCCAAAAAGUAUUUGCUUAUGUCAGCAGUGUUUUUCAAGCUUGCAAUCGAAUCUAAUGCGCCAUCAAAUCUAAGGUGUACCCUAAUUUCCGUAACAUAAUUUGGGCAAAAACAGUGUGCAUUACAUUCGAGUAAAUAGGGUACAAUGCAAGAGUUCUGUGGGUGCCAGGUGCAACUUUUUGCUGCAAUUUCUACGUCUCUUAACGAUUCAGCUCAGCACCUAUCCUCUUACUCUCAUUUCUGCCCUCUUCUCUCUCUGUCCUACUCUCUUAAAGCACCGGCAUUUGUAAAAGCAGUGCUGACAGACAGGUGAAUAUUUGGGUCUCUGUGGGCAUUUGUAUGCAACAAUUCCAAGAAGUUAUGAGAACACCAGGAGACUGCAGUAUCCAUUAUCACAUUAUUUUUCAGCAGUUUUCCUGGGGCUUGUCUGUAUUUGAGGUUUUAUAUCAGUGAGGCAAUAUAUUUCCUUGAGUAACAAAUGGAGCUGCAAACCUCUCUCUCUCUUUCUCUCUCUCUCUCUCUCUCUCUCUCUCUCUCUGUGUGUGUGUGUGUGUUAUAUAACCCCAAUUAAUCAAGCAGCAAAAUUAUACCAAUAGAAAGUUGUUAUUUUAUCUGUGAAGGAGUCUCUAUCAAGAUUUUGAUCAGAGUAUCACCAAAAGCACAUCUCCUUCCAGACAUUGUCUA